GAGGGUUUGACCAAGGUAGUACAUCGUAUAUACACAAAAAUGGAAGGUAACAAGGACGAAGCAUUAAAAUGUAUACAUUUAGCUGAAAAAUUCCUGCAUUCUGGUCACAAAGAAAAGGCUAUAAAGUUUUUAAACAAAUCAAUCAAGCUAUACUCUACUGAGAAGGCUAGAAAUUUGCUAAAUACAAUAUCUCAAGACACAACUUCAAAUGGCGAUGCUCCUGGUGUUCGGAAGCGUAGAAAUAGUGAAAAACAAACAAAGCAGAAGGAAGAUGAGGAAGAACAAGAAAAAAAAUACACACCUGAACAGGUACAAGCUGUUAAAAGAAUAAAAAAGUGCAAAGAUUAUUAUGACGUGCUUGGCGUUGGACAGGACUUCUCGGAAAACGAAUUAAAAAAAGCGUACAGAAAACUAGCAUUACAAUUUCAUCCAGACAAAAACAAGGCUCCUGGUGCUACUGAAGCUUUUAAACGAAUAAGCAAUUCUUUCGCUGUGUUGAGUGACUCUGAGAAAAGGCGUCAAUAUGAUAGGUAUGGUGAAGGAUUGCAACCAAGUCAAGCAAGACGACAAAGAUAUUAUCACGAAGAUGACUUUGAAGGGGACGUUUCGCCUGAAGAUUUAUUUAAUAUGUUUUUCGGCGGUGGAUAUCCCUCAGGGCGUGUUUAUGUGCAUCGUCCAAGACAACAUCAUCACAACCAACAACAGAACGUUUCAUCGAUGUACCCUCUCAUACAAAUACUUCCAUUAUUAUUAAUCGUUUUGUUUUCAUUAAUUAGUAGUUUUCUCAUACCGGAACCUGUUUAUAGUUUCCAAAAAACUUCACAAUAUCGGUAUCCCAUGGCAACUCCUACUUAUGGUAUAACGUUCUAUGUCAAGGAUGCAUCAAUACGAGAUCAAUAUACUUCACAGCAAUUUUCACAAUUACAACGUAGAAUUGAACGUGAAUUUUUGGAAAAUCUACAAGUUCGGUGUUUUAGGGAAAAACAAUACAGAGCAGAAUUAUACCACCAAGCCCGACUUUGGGCUAGCGAAGAGAUGCAAAGUAGGGCGCAAAAUUUUGUCAUGGAAUCUUGCAACCAACUUGAUGGCUUGCGAGGACAAUGAUAAAAAUAUGUAAUUUACCGAACACCGAACAAGCAAAUUGAGUAAUUUACAAAAUGCCAAUUAAGCAACAGCGACAUUGGAUUUCAAACGAUGCGUUCUGGCUUUUAUGAUUCUAUUUUUUAUCCAGUGAUCAACAAGCGCUACACUACGAAAGUACAACGAAUGUUCACGAGAUGUGUACUCAAUGUUUCGUGUACGGCUCAAACAACGGAAAAAAGCAUUGAAUCGGACAUAUUUUAAAGUUAACUGACUAAAAAUGACGUCAUCUCUUCUAUUUUGUUUCAUUUUUAAUUAUCUCACUUGACGGGAUUUGAAUAGCCACGCAAACAGAGCGUCAUUUUUACGUCAUUUAUACUGCGCUGGUAAAGCGUUGUAAUUUUAUUGAAAAUUUUCGACGGUGUGUGCCGGCGAUAAAAUUUUAUUUUUUUAUAUUUUUUUUUCUUAAAAAUAAGGCUUCGUUAUAACGUGAAAUUUUGUUCAAUAUCUUUACACAUUCCGAACUAUCUUUUUCUUUGACACAUUAUUUGAUAGUAGUUGCGACAACAGUACAAAGGUACAGUCUGUAUUGGAGCUUACUUUAUACUCACUAUAAAUAGAACAUCAAUUUUGCUGACCUAGGGAUGUUUUUUUAUAAAAAUGGAACAUUGAAUAUUUUAAGAAUUGGCACGCGUCCCUUUAAAAUUCCCCAAUUUUAUUUUACAAAACCAUACGGUUUGCUGCAUGUUUUUAUUUCCAAAAUGCAUAGAAGUGUCAUAGAAUCUACAUUUAGAUAAGUUGUAGACAUUAGAUGAUGUAUAUAAAUAUAAAAUUUUGUAGUUGUAACUUAUACAAAUUUCAACCCAGAAGUGUGCCAGAAUCGAAAUAUGAGAAGUUUUUUUAAUUACAUAAUUUUUUUAAUGCAAUUUUUUUGCGCUUUUUUGGUAACGAAUUUAAAAAUACGUAUACCCUAAAAUACUUGAUUAAA
Molecule: messenger RNA, 2068 nt
Organism: Hydractinia symbiolongicarpus
Lineage: Eukaryota; Metazoa; Cnidaria; Hydrozoa; Anthoathecata; Hydractiniidae
Product: dnaJ homolog subfamily B member 14-like
Exons: 10
Coding region: 40-1104 (354 amino acids)
Biological process (GO): cellular response to misfolded protein
Cellular component (GO): endoplasmic reticulum membrane
Molecular function (GO): Hsp70 protein binding
Source: RefSeq, a predicted model, not a curated record